AUGCACUUGACCUGCCCUUCCGUUCGUGCAGUUCCAUCUCAUCAACCGCGACCGAAUUUGUUCCAUCCGUACGAAUCAUUCAUUCCCAGUCAAACGGUCAAAACAAACGGGCAUCGGGACCUGGAGAACGGGUCGACCGUGAUCUCAAACGAUCCGGCGGGCAUCCUGUUCGGUUGCCUGUUCUUUCAGCCCACACACCAGUGUCUGAAUGGGCUUCAACUCCCAGCCGCACCGUUUCUCUUCGGUCAUCUGUUCUAUCGAACCGAGGCGUACUGGGCCAAAUAUCUUCCCUUGCGAUUGUUACUUCGUCUGGGUAAAUCUAUGCGACACUAUCCUACUCCGUUGUUGUGCGACUUAGAUCGCGAGCCGGUGUUUGAUUGUGAUCGUGGAGCCGGUGUACUGCCCUGGUUGCCCACUCUGACUGGGUCAAGAUGCACGCCGCUGGGAUUUUUGGAUCCGGCGGAUAUGACUUCCGCAUCCGCCAAACCGACCCUAUUGCAACGCAUUUCCGGUCUGCGAAUUCGUCUCGUCUCGUUACCCCGAUCCAAUACCCAAAUGCCCGGUGCCAAAUUGGAACUAUAUGUAAGUCUCAUUCAUGAUAUCAUCGUUGUACAUCUUGUUAAAAUCACUGGUUGCUGUUUCUCCCAUUCGUAUCGAAAUGCUCCGGGUGCACUUAAUUGA
Echinostoma caproni is the source of this 681-nucleotide messenger RNA. Lineage: Eukaryota; Metazoa; Platyhelminthes; Trematoda; Plagiorchiida; Echinostomatidae. The record is from the annotation of a GenBank genome assembly.